This is a messenger RNA of Verruconis gallopava, 5205 nucleotides long. RefSeq lists its product as uncharacterized. The record is from RefSeq and is a predicted model, not a curated record. The transcript is spliced from 2 exons. Gene Ontology annotation, molecular function: protein binding. Bases 561 to 4964 code for a protein of 1467 amino acids. Gene Ontology annotation, biological process: Golgi to vacuole transport; protein targeting to vacuole; Golgi to endosome transport. Lineage: Eukaryota; Fungi; Ascomycota; Dothideomycetes; Venturiales; Sympoventuriaceae. Gene Ontology annotation, cellular component: Golgi apparatus; membrane.
GGAAAGACGUGCUCCAUUUUCUGCAACCCGACACACUCGGCAGUCUGCUAUUUUUUUCCCCCCUUCAAGACUACAGGGCUGCGGAGCCAGCCAAUUCGUUCUGGUGAGUUGUGCGUUUGGCGUUACUUUUCCUUCUUGAGGCAGGCCGUUCAGUGCGGAGACGGAAGUCCGCUUUAAGCGCCGUGGCGAAGACCAGCUGAGUCCGCCUGGUGUCGUAUGCACAGCGAUCGCACCCCUACCAUUGGCGUCGUGUUAAGUGUCCAGAAAGCGCAUGCUCCCCAAGAACCCCAAUACCUCAUUCAUCUCGCUUCUCUUGACAGUCUGCUCGAGCUUGCCCUGAGCAUCGCUUUCCCUGAUCUCGAAUCCAGACCCGCCACCCGAAUAUCGACCGACGUAAUUAAGCUCGCCCAGCUAACCGUCCAAGCGUCGCAGUUGGCCCGACUCUGAUACUCGUUGCUCCUCCGCCGCCACGCUUGGCCUGAUUGCGCCGGUCAGCAGCACAGUCUCUCGGCCUUCCUUCAUGGCAUGAUCCACACAUCCUCACAAGAUUACACGGCAAGAUGAGGUUAAUCGGGGGUGCUCUGGCGACGCUGGGCAUCCUGUCCCUUCGGGUGCUGGCUGCAAGCGAUGGACCGGAGAUAUCGCAGAAGAAGUUCCCGGCACCGCCUAUCAACCUGUUCUACUUUGACGACUCGGAGACCGUCAUGGUGCUAGAUCCGAAGCACCAGACCGUCUAUCGCUCCGAUGACGCAGGCGAGAAGUGGGAGCCUGUUGACGAAAUUCCGAAUGGCCAGGUAAGCUACAUCAUGCCUGAUCCGCAUGACAGCUCUGUAGCCAUUGCGAUGGGAAUGUAUACCAAACACUGGAUCACGUACGAUCGAGGAAAGUCCUGGCGAGCGUUUGAAACGAGCGAGCCCGCCACGCAAGAUAUGAGCAAGGAGCCCUUCAGCUUCCAUGCGACGGACAGCAAGCGCAUCCUCUUCCAUGGCCAGGAAGAUUGCCUGCUCGGCGGCGACUCGUGCGUCGGCAAGACGUACUACACCACCAACGGGUUCGUGGACAACGAAAUGUCUCUCGUUCACGGCCGGCGACGACAUUGCAUAUGGGCAAAGUCAAACGUGCUGUUCGAUACAGGCAGCGACGCCACAGAUAAGAGCAGGAUCAUAUGCAUCGUCGAGGGCAAAUUCUCACCCCUGACCAAGGACUACAAGCUCAUUGUGUCGGACGAUUACUUCAAGACUGAACAAGAACCCGUCAUGGCUGGUGGACGUGAGGUCCGCGGCUUCGUGAGCAUGGCAGCUGUGCGAGGCUACAUUGUCGCUGCUGCCAAGUCUUUUGGAUCCCGCGAGCUUGGUCUCUACGUGACUACGAACGGUGAACGAUGGCAUCGUGCCGAAUUUGGUGACCACCGCAUCGAAGAGGACGCUUACACGAUCCUCGAGUCCACAAACUACAGCAUCCAAGUCGACGUGAUGACACAGCGCUUCAGCUAUAUGGGCAGCCUGUUUACCAGCAACUCGAACGGCACGUACUUUACCAAGAAUGUCGACCACACGAACCGCAGCCCCACGGGUAUUGUUGACUUCGAGAAGAUACAAAACAUUCAGGGCAUUGUGCUCGUGAAUGUGGUAAACAACUGGGAGGAAGUCCAGGAGCCGCUUAGUUUCGCCAAGAAGGAAAUCAAGAGCCGGAUUAGCUUCGACGAUGGGAGGACGUGGGAGCCGCUUAUGGUAGGCAAGGAAGAGUUGCAUAUUCAUUCGGUCACCGAGCAGCACAACAGUGGGCGUGUUUUCUCAAGCGCUGCACCGGGUAUUGUCAUGGGCAUCGGCAAUACUGGCAAGUUUCUGGAGGAUUACAACUCUGGAAGUCUGUUCGUGUCUGAUGAUGCCGGUCGAACUUGGAUUGCCACCAACCUCAAGGGACCGCAGAAGUAUGAGUUUUUGGAUCAGGGAUCGGUGCUAGUUGCUGUGGCCGAGAAGGAGAUUGACGAAGUUUCGUACUCUCUCGACCACGGGCGAACCUGGAAAACAGCCGAAUUGCCAGUCAAAGGUGUGCGUCCUUUUGAGCUAACAACAAUUCCGGAUGCCACGAGCUUGAAGGCUUUGCUAGUGGCCACGCAGGGCGAUGACUACUAUACCUUCACGCUCGAUUUUGAUGGCCUUCACGAGCGCAAAUGCGGCAACGACGAUUUCGAAAAGUGGUACGCACGCGUAGACGAUGACGGCAAUCCCUCCUGCAUCAUGGGCCACAAACAGUACUUCACUCGCCGCAAGCGCGACGCGAACUGCUUUGUCAAGGAACUCACCAAAGAGCAUCUUCCCCAAAGCGAACCAUGUGAUUGUACAGAUGCCGACUUCGAGUGCGAUUUCAACUACCAGCGGACUGCCGAUGGCGACUGCGAGCUGGUGGGUAAGAUGGUCAUUCCAGAAGGCUCGUGUAAGAAUCGUGACGACAAAUUCAAAGGUAGCUCUGGGUUCAGACUGAUUCCUGGCAACGAUUGCAAGCGAGUUAAGGGUCCGCAGAAGGACGACCUGGUUGAGCAUCCAUGUAGUGACGGACUGGGCACACCGGCCAGUGGCAAGAUUGAAGUCACCUUCAACGAGUUCAGAGGUGACAACUUUAGACAGACUUUUUAUCUCGAAAGAGAUAUACAGUCGAACCGCGAUGACGAGACUGUUGUCCUGCUCACAGACCGGAAUCAAGCAUGGAUCACGCACGACCACGGGAAAACCUGGGAACUCGUUAGAGACGAAGAGAUCCUCGCGAUCUACCCGCAUCAGUAUAACAACGACCACGUAUACUUUAUUACAGGCUCUCGCACUGUGUACUAUUCGAAGGACCGCGGAUUCGCCAUCAACGCUUUUGAAGCCCCAGAUGUUCCUGACCCCGAACGUCAGGUUCUCAGCUUCCAUCAAGACGAUCCGGACUGGCUGAUCUGGCUAGGCGACAAAAACUGUCAGGACCGCAACGAUCCGCUCUGCCACACCACGGCACAUGUCUCGCAGAAAGGCGGCGACGAUUGGACAACGCUGCUUAACUACAUAGAGAAGUGCCAGUUUAUGUACCGGGAAGGACGCAGAGAAAGCGAAAGCCUCAUUUACUGCGAGCAAUACCGAGCCGAAGACAAGAAGAACCCUCUACAGCUUAUCUCCAGCACGGACUUCUUCGCUCAUAAGGAAGUUGUGUUCGAUGACGUUGUCAAUUUCGCGACGAUGUCUGAAUUCAUCGUCGUAGCGGCCAAGACGGAAGACCACAAAUGGCUCAAGGUCGACGCGAGUGUCGAUGGAAAGACGUUCGCGCCAGCAGAGUUCCCUCCCAAUUUCCAGGUCGCACAUCAGCAGGCAUACACAGUUCUUGACAGCUCGACCAACUCGAUUUUCUUGCACGUCACCGUCAAUGGACAGGAGAACCGAGAGUACGGCACCAUACUCAAGAGCAACUCCAACGGUACUUCCUACGUCGUAAGUAUUCGACAUGUCAACCGCAACCUGUACGGUUAUGUCGAUUUCGAGAAAAUGCAGGGCAUCGAGGGCGUAGCCAUUGUUAAUCAAGUUGCGAACGCGGAUGCUGUUGACCAUGGUGCGCCUAAGCAGCUGAAGACACUUAUCACGCACAAUGACGGCGCGGAUUGGGCGUACCUCCCCAAACCGGCGACGGAUCUCGAUGGCAAGAAAUGGGACUGCGACGGCAAAGGCGAUGAUCUAUGCUCUCUUCAUCUGCACGGCUACACAGAGCGCAAAGAUCCUAGGGACACGUAUUCGUCUCCUUCAGCUAUUGGCGUCAUGAUUGGUGUCGGUAACGUGGGCGACCGUCUAGGCUCCUACAACGAGGGAGACACUUUCAUUACAACGGACGGAGGUAUCACUUGGAAGGUUGCAAUGAAGGGCACGUACAUGUGGGAAUACGGCGAUCAGGGAUCCAUCAUUGUGCUAGUCGAACGGAAUACGCCUACGAAGACGAUCUUUUACACUCUCGACGAAGGCAAGGAAUGGAAAUCCUUCCAGUUCAGCGAGUCGAAGAUGCUCGUCGAGCGCAUCACCACGGUGCCAAGCGACAAUUCUAGGAACUUCCUGCUCUGGGGCAAAGCGGAUCGCAAACUCACCACUGUCAACCUGGACUUCACAGGACUGACGUCGGAACAAUGCAAGCUCGACAAGAGCAAUCUCGACUCCGAAGAAAGCGAUUACUACCUCUGGCACCCCACCCACCCGCUAAAGCGUGAAGAGCCAGAGUGCCUGUUUGGCCAUGUCGCACAGUACUAUCGCAAGAAACCUGACAGGCUCUGCUACAACGGCCCGCUCAUCGACAAGCUUCACGACAUUGAGCGCAACUGCUCCUGCACGCGUGACGACUUCGAGUGCGCGUACAAUUACGAACGCCAACCGGACGGAUCAUGCCGUCUCGUCGAAGGCCUGUCGCCACCGGAUCCAAUGGAGGUUUGCAGGAACGACAAGAACGCAUUCGAGUACUGGGACGUUACACCGUACCGCAAAAUCCCGAUUUCGACGUGUCACGGCGGCAAGGAAAUGGAGCACACCGGCUCACGCCACCCUUGUCCCGGCAAGGAGGAAGAGUUUGCCAAGAAGCGUGGUAUAUCUGGCGUGGGUAUUUUCUUUGCCAUCGUGAUACCAUUUGCGGCCGCCUCUGCCGUUGGCUACUGGGUAUACAAGAAUUGGGGAGGCAAGUUUGGCGCCAUCAGACUGGGCGAGACACCGUCCAGGUCGUUCACCGACAGCCCUUGGGUACAGUGGCCUGUGGCAGCAGUCUCCGGACUCGUCGCCGUGCUAGCCGCCUUGCCGCUGCUCGUCGGCUCGCUCUGGAGAAGCGUGAGAGGCAUGUUUGGCGGGUACGGAGGCAGGACAUACACAAGCCGGAGCAGCUUUGCGAGGGGCAGAGGCGACUACGCGGCUGUGGACAACGAUGCAGAUGAACUCUUGGGCGAUGAAUCGGACGAAGAGGUAUAAACAAGCUGGACAGGUAUCCGAGGCGAUGUUUUCUUUUCUCUUCCUUCGGCCCUCUCCAUGAUGAAUCUGUGUCUGCAUGCUUGGGGACUGGCUAGGUCGGAUUGUAGGCUAGAGGCGUUGGUAGCGUGCAAAGUUCGUGUAAAAACAAAGUUCAUUGUCGAUGUAACUGCCAUUCGACGGCAUCUACGAGCAUACAGGGAGAAUUGUCCAAUCUACAAAUCACGCUUCUUUGUUUCGCGCA